AUGUCUAAAACAACCUUGGGACUGAUCGCUGCUGGAUCUGCUGCAGCAGGGGCCUCGAUUACGGCCCUGAUCUUCUCAUCCAGAUCAUCGACGCCGAUAACUACACCAGCAUCCACGAUUCCAGCACCGGCACCCCUUACAUCUGGGUUCCCAGCACCACAACCCGUUUUGACUCCAGUCCCACAACCGCUGCCUUCGACAACCCUCCCUCUUGCACCAGUCAAUCCCCUAGGUGUGCUAAAAUAUGGCCUCACCCCUGCCAUUUCCGACACCAGCAUCACUCCUUCCCAUUUAGCCGCCUACAACCGCAUGACAAGAAACCCACACUGGGUCGCCGAGCACUUCACACCACAAUCCCUAUCUCUCAACAAUGCUUCUCGACGAAACAGCGUAUUUUACGAAGAUGCAGGCAUACCACCCAUGUUCCGGGCGAAACUCUCUGACUACUUCCGCAGUGGCUAUGAUCGAGGCCACCAGGUACCAGCAGCAGAUGCUAAAUGGUCCCAGGACGCAAUGGACAGCACUUUCGUCCUCAGCAAUAUGUGCCCUCAAGUAGGUGAUGGUUUCAACAGAGACUAUUGGGCGCACUUUGAAGACUUUUGCAGAAACUUGACAAAGAGUUAUCCGAGCGUACGGGUUGUCACAGGUCCCUUGUAUCUACCGAAGCAAUACCCAGAUGGGAAAUGGAGAGUCAGCUAUGAAGUGAUCGGCAAUCCUCCGAACGUCGCAGUGCCCACCCACUUCUACAAGGUCAUCUAUGGUGAAGAGUCACUUCACAACCCAACCUGCAAAGUUGCUCUAGGUGCAUUUGUGCUACCAAACACAGAGAUUCCCAACUCGAAAAGCCUGAGAGAUUUCGAAGUGCCGCUGGAAGCUGUAGAAAGGGCAAGCGGGUUGAUUUUUGCUGAUAAACUACCUAUCGAAAGACGGAAAAAGUUAUGCUCCGACAUCAAUUGUGAAAUCAUGGUGCGCGAAUUUGACAGGGUCAAGCAGCAGAGAACUGCUCUUAAUGCCGGUCAAAUAGCUCCUGCUCAGAUUGCACAAGAGUCGAGAAGAUGGUGA
Molecule: messenger RNA, 1062 nt
Organism: Lithohypha guttulata
Lineage: Eukaryota; Fungi; Ascomycota; Eurotiomycetes; Chaetothyriales; Trichomeriaceae
Gene: NUC1
Product: nuclease
Exons: 1
Coding region: 1-1062 (353 amino acids)
Biological process (GO): apoptotic DNA fragmentation
Cellular component (GO): mitochondrial inner membrane; nucleus
Molecular function (GO): metal ion binding; nucleic acid binding; single-stranded DNA endonuclease activity
Source: RefSeq, a predicted model, not a curated record